Molecule: messenger RNA, 522 nt
Organism: Neohortaea acidophila
Lineage: Eukaryota; Fungi; Ascomycota; Dothideomycetes; Mycosphaerellales; Teratosphaeriaceae
Exons: 3
Coding region: 1-522 (173 amino acids)
Source: RefSeq, a predicted model, not a curated record
AUGCUCGCCGCUAACCUCCUCCUCGCCCUCUCUGCACUCCUCGCCUUCGCGAGCGCCGAAUACGACAUCCUCUGGCUCGUCAACAACGCAUACUACCCUCUCAUCCCGAUAACAAACGGCACAGCAGACCGCAUAGUCUUCACCUACAUCCCCGGCCAAGCAGGUCCGAAAUACAAGUCCUACCGCGUGCACCGCUACUGGGGCAUCAACGUCACCGUCGCGGAGAACGAGAAUAAUGUGCCCCCAGGCGAGUACGGGCUUCAGACUGCAUCACUGGGCAACGACGGCGGUGCAACAGUGCCGGUGUACGGCGUUCUGAAUGGGAAGUCGAGGCGGUGGGUUGUUGACGACUAUGUCAUUACGAACCGGCCGACGUCUUCUAUUGAUGGACUUUAUGCGUGCAAAGACGAGGCGAACGGCAAGGCUGGCGUCUUUCUUCGACACGGCCUGCCGUCGGGCGCGAAACAUCGGCAUCCGCAGCAUUGCUACAAGACGGUCUUGCAACAAAUUUUUAAUGAGUGA